Impatiens glandulifera is the source of this 1217-nucleotide messenger RNA. Its product is annotated as polyubiquitin-like. The record is from RefSeq and is a predicted model, not a curated record. Gene Ontology annotation, cellular component: cytoplasm; nucleus. Lineage: Eukaryota; Viridiplantae; Streptophyta; Magnoliopsida; Ericales; Balsaminaceae. Gene Ontology annotation, biological process: protein ubiquitination; modification-dependent protein catabolic process. The transcript has 2 exons. Gene Ontology annotation, molecular function: protein tag activity; ubiquitin protein ligase binding. Bases 153 to 1070 code for a protein of 305 amino acids.
CGCAAAGAAAGCCGAAAAGAACACGCUAUCGUCGAGUCGGCAAACCCAUCUAUAAAUAUCUUUCAAUCCACGCCUUCUUCUCCACAUUCAGAAAUUUGUAACCCUAAAAUCUUCUUUUCUCUUCUCAUAUUGCUCUCUCAUUCGAAAUCAAGAUGCAGAUCUUCGUCAAGACACUCACAGGCAAGACCAUCACAUUGGAGGUCGAAUCAUCCGAUACGAUCGACAACGUCAAGGCUAAGAUCCAGGACAAGGAAGGAAUUCCUCCGGAUCAGCAACGAUUGAUUUUCGCCGGUAAACAACUCGAGGACGGCCGCACCCUUGCCGAUUACAACAUCCAGAAAGAAUCCACUCUCCAUCUCGUCCUCCGUCUUCGCGGUGGGAUGCAGAUCUUCGUCAAAACCCUAACGGGGAAGACGAUCACUCUCGAGGUUGAGUCUUCCGAUACGAUCGAUAACGUCAAGGCGAAGAUCCAGGAUAAGGAAGGUAUUCCUCCAGAUCAGCAACGAUUAAUCUUCGCAGGAAAGCAGCUCGAGGACGGCCGGACACUCGCUGACUAUAACAUCCAGAAGGAAUCCACCCUCCAUCUCGUUCUCCGCCUUCGCGGUGGGAUGCAAAUCUUUGUUAAAACCCUAACGGGGAAGACGAUCACUCUUGAGGUUGAGUCUUCCGAUACGAUCGAUAAUGUGAAGGAGAAGAUUCAAGAUAAGGAAGGUAUUCCUCCUGAUCAGCAGAGGCUGAUAUUUGCCGGGAAGCAGCUUGAGGAUGGUCGGACAUUGGCAGAUUACAAUAUCCAGAAGGAAUCGACCCUUCAUUUGGUCCUUCGUCUUCGAGGUGGAAUGCAAAUCUUUGUGAAGACACUCACUGGGAAGACAAUCACUCUGGAGGUGGAGAGCUCCGACACCAUUGACAAUGUGAAGGCGAAAAUUCAGGAUAAGGAAGGAAUUCCCCCUGACCAGCAGAGGUUGAUCUUUGCCGGUAAGCAGUUGGAGGAUGGCCGGACCCUUGCUGAUUACAAUAUCCAGAAAGAAUCGACUCUCCACCUUGUUCUGCGUCUACGUGGUGGAUUUUGAUGAUGAUGAUGAUGAUGAUGAUCAAUCUCUGUUCAUGAUUUGAUGAUGUUCUGUUUUUUUUUAUGUUUUCUUGGUUUAAUGAUCUGUUUUUUCAUGUAACAAUUUGAAUGGCUGUUCUAGUAAAUUUCGAUUUGAUCUUGGAAUCAA